This is a messenger RNA of Racocetra persica, 1413 nucleotides long. The record is from the annotation of a GenBank genome assembly. Lineage: Eukaryota; Fungi; Glomeromycota; Glomeromycetes; Diversisporales; Gigasporaceae.
AUGUUUCUGCCCUUAUCAACGCAAAAGCAAAAAAAGUUGCCGUCAGCGCAGAAAGAAGAGACUCAUGCACUCGGUAAAGACGGUGUGAUUAAUAUGCAAAGAACGUUGCUCUAUAAGGAUGAUGUUAACAUGCAACCACAAAGAAUGUUUCACCAUAAAGAUGAUGUUAAUAUGCAAACGCAAAAUUCGUUGCCAUCAGCACAGAGAGAAAAGGCUCAUACAUGCGAUAAUGAUGCUAUAAUUAAUAAAAUAAUGGGUAUACUACAUAAGAACACAGAUAACACAAUAAAAGAGAUUACUAGUGUGCUGCCACUUAGAAAUAAAGAACAGACGGAUGAAAUGCAGCGCAAGAAUAAGGAAUUCAAAGAACAGACAGAUGAAAUGCGACGUAAAAAUAAGGAGCUCGAAAAACAGGUAAAUGAAAUGCAAAGUAAGAAUCAGGAGCUCAAAAAACAGAUAAAGGAAAUACAAAGUAAGAAUGAGGAACUCGAAAAUCAAAUAGAAAAAAAUAAAUUGGAGGCACAAAAAACUAUUGAUCGUUUAACACGUGAGGCAUCAAAAUAUCAAGCUGAAUUGGGUAGAACAAUGAAUGUUCUAAGCAAUGAUUUCAACAACUCCUGUCAACUUAGAGAAGAUAUUGAGACUUUAAAAAAAACUCUGGAAAAAUUCUCACUUGUUAAGCCCGCUAAAGAUUUUGAUAUUAAUAGAGAGGAGGUAAUCGGGCUUUUAAAGAUGUAUAAAUGUACAAAUUUUGUAGACGACGUGCAUUAUAAGUCAUUACUUCAAGCCGUAUUACAGAGAUUUAUUCUUGAAUCAAUGGUUGAAUAUAUUGAUCAAUAUUUUUCAAAAACCAACCGUUCAGAACUUGAACAAAAAAUCGUUGAAAACACGAAAACUCUGUUAAAUAAUAUGGAUAGUUUUGCUAAAUCUCGUAAAGGCAAUGAUAACAUUACUCAAAAUUUACCAGUACGAUUUAGACAACAAAUCUAUAGUGUUUUAAGUAGUCGUGGGUUCACCUCAAUUGUAUCGCCUAGAGGCACUACAGAACAUCCAUUUAUUAGUGACCUCCAAAAAAAAUUAAUUAUAACGAUGAACAAGUUUCGAAUUGUAAAAGAUCCUAACAAAGAGAAGAUUUUUAUAGACAUGGCAGCAAAACUUUCUCGCGAUGUUAUUAGAAUAUUCUUUUUCGACUUAAAGGCUCAAGAACAAAUAGCCGAUUCACCCAUCUGGUUUGAAUGUAAUACACGAGUAAAUCCUGAUUUUAUGGAAGGUGCAUUUGAUCCCGAUAAUUGUCAAGAUGAGGUUGUGCAAAUUUGUGCAUUUCCUCUUAUAGGCAUUGAUUUGAACAACGAGAAAAAACGGAAGAUACUUAGUAAAGCAAAUGUUCUUAUAGCACGACGUAAGACCAAUUAA